AAUGAUCUAAAAUAUAUAAUAUGAGAUCAGGAAAGAAGCAAAACUUUUGAAAUUUAUUAACCAAAUAGAGAAAAAAAAAUACAAAGAGAAAAUUAUGAUUCAAGCCACGAUUAAAUAAAAUAUGAGAAAGACCUAAUAAGUGCCUCCCUUUUGUUAAAAAUCGCUCCAAAAAUGACUAAAUUCACCAAAGUGCAGUAGGAUUUUUUAUUUUUAUUUUUUUUGAUUUUUUUUUUGUAAAAAGAAUAUACUAAAUACUUCUGCUAGUAGAGAGAUAAAAGUAAAUUCCCAUCCAAAAAGUUCAUAUGACAGACCAGCAUAGACCCAAGUGGCAAUAUAGAAACGUGUAAAAAAGAAAGCAACUUUAUCAGCCAUGUGACGAACCAAUUACAAAGCACCAAGUGGCAAAGAAGAAAUAUUCAGCAAAAAAGUAACUUUAUUAGCUAUAUUCAGCAACUUUAGACAUAAAAAAAUAAAAUUCCCCUAUUGUGAGGACGACUUUAAUUCUCUCUGCUCUUAUAUAUAUAUAUAUACUAGUAAUAGUAAUGUACAUCACGGCAUCUACUUCACAAUCUUCCAAGAAAAAAUCUUUUUGUGAUGAAUACUAGCACUCAUUUUCCAAGUGAUCAUAGAUCAUCUGAUAGAUUUGAAUUUUGUCAUCGUUUUGCUUUGAAUAAUAAUCUUGGCAUUGCAAGUGAUCAGUUUAGUCGUCGUGGCGGCGGAGUUGGAGGAGGAGGAGUCAAUGAUGUUUUCUGCUUUCCAAGAAGCAUGCCGCCAUCAGAUGAAGAACUUGUUAUUGGUAGUGGCAGUGAUCGGACAGUAGUCGAAGGCGAUUACUUUGAUGGAGUUUUUAAGUAUAUACAACAGAUGCUUAUGGAAGAUCAAGAUGAUUUGGAGAACAGGCCUUGUAUGUUUCCAGAUUGUAUUGCUCUUCAGGCUGCUGAGAAGUCUUUUUAUGAUGUCCUCAAUCCUCCUCCAGUUCAUCGCGAUAGUCCUCAUUUUCAAGAUGAUGCUUAUCGCGAUGCUGUGAAUCAAUUUGUUGAGUCUACUUCCAAUGCUGAUCUAGAUGGUGACCAGUGUUCACUUUUAUAUGCUUCUGGUUUAAACAAUUAUCAUCAAGCUGGUGCUGCCAAUAGCGGUUAUGUGAACUCAGCGGAUGCAAACAAUUAUCGUCAAGCUAACGAAGCCAAUGGCGUCAACGAUCAAGGGGUGAAAUCAAACAAGAAGCACACUCGAGAAGAAAAUGGAGAUACUUCAAAAGGGGGAAAUUCGAAGCAGUUUGCGAGUAAUGGAGCAGAGGAAACAGGGGAUAAAGAAGCAGAGGAGCAUUACGAUAAGGCGCUUCUUUGUCCAGGCAUGAAUCCUUCCUUCUAUGAGAAUCGAUCGAAAACAGCAACAUCGUUGGAUAAUGCAGCAUGGGACAAGCAAAAGAGCUCUCAUAUAAAGUUGUCUAAACGCGGUAGGCCUCGCGGCACCAAAAACGGCAUGAAGAAGAAUGAAGUAGUAGAUCUCACUAGUCUCCUAACACGUUGCGCGGAGGCUGCAGCCACCUACAACAGCAAGACAUUCAUUCAAGUUCUCGAUAAAAUUAAGCAGCACUCUUCACCCUUUGGAGAUGCUACUGCAAGAUUGGCGUAUUACUUCGCCAAUGCCCUUGAAGCUCGUUUUGCUGGUGGAGAUGCAACGUUGGCCACAAGCAAGAGAAUAUCAGCUGCGGAGUUCUUAAAAGCUUAUCAGAUCUACAUCGCUGCCUGUCCAUUCAAGAGGAUGUCAAACAUAUUCGCUAACAAGUCCAUCGCGAAAUUAACAAGUGCAUCACCAAGGGUUCACAUAAUAGAUUUCGGGAUCCUAUAUGGAUUUCAAUGGCCUUGUAUAAUACACGGGAUUUCCCUUAGGCCCGGGGGACCUCCAAGGCUUCGGAUCACAGGAAUUGAUUUCCCUCAGCCAGGUUUUCGACCAGCUGAGAGAGUCGAGGAGACAGGACGACACUUGGAGGAAUAUUGCAAGAGGUUUAAUGUUCCCUUUGAGUAUAAAGCACUAGCAAAGAAAUGGGAUGAGAUUAAACUCGAAGAUCUAGAUAUCGACAGAGAUGAGACACUGGUGGUCAAUUGUUUGUACAGGCUAAAGAAUGUCCACGACGAAACGGUAGUAACUCAUGGCAACAAAAAUCCCAGAGAAGCUGUCCUUAACUUGAUCAAGGAAAUAAAUCCCCAUUACUUUGUCCAUGGGAUCGUUAACGCCAUGUACAAUGCCUCUUUCUUCACAACAAGAUUCCGCGAGGCCUUAUUCCAUUUCUCGUCACAGUUUGACAUGUUUGAAGCCACCAUGCCACGAGAAGAUGAAGGAAGGAUGACGUUUGAGCAGGAAGUGUUCGGAAGAGACAUCAUGAACGUCAUAGCUUGUGAAGGGACGGAGAGAGUUGAGAGGCCGGAAAGUUACAAGCAAUGGUCAGUGAGGAAUCAGAUAGCGGGGUUCAGACAACUUCCAUUGGAUCAAGACAUCGUCAAGGAAGUAAAGACCAAGGUGAAAAUGUUUUAUCAUGCCGAUUUUCUGGUAGACGAAGAUAGCAACUGGAUGUUACAGGGCUGGAAAGGAAGAAUCAUGUAUGCACUCUCAGUUUGGGAGCCUGUACAUAAAUAAAAUAUUGUAGAGAGUUUCGUGACAGACAAAUCUUGCGUUGAUUUAUCAAGAACUUGUAAGAACAUAAAUCAAUGGAAAUAAGUUGAGAUCCAAAAUUCGACAAA
Molecule: messenger RNA, 2741 nt
Organism: Capsicum annuum
Lineage: Eukaryota; Viridiplantae; Streptophyta; Magnoliopsida; Solanales; Solanaceae
Product: scarecrow-like protein 14
Exons: 1
Coding region: 595-2637 (680 amino acids)
Biological process (GO): regulation of DNA-templated transcription
Cellular component (GO): nucleus
Molecular function (GO): sequence-specific DNA binding; DNA-binding transcription factor activity
Source: RefSeq, a predicted model, not a curated record